UUUAGGAAGAACUGCGGGAAAAGGCGAUAGCAAUCAAAUUUAAGUCAAACAGAGACUCUGUUUACUUACUUUAACACUUCAGUGCUGCUACGCUUUUCGGGAAGCUGUACAGAGGUGAUUCGUGGCUUGUUGUUGUCUCUUCCUCUCCCGCCCCCGUGCAACUUGAAAACCAUGCCACUCCCUCUGAGCUUCAUAGGGCAAUAGAGUAUAAAUAUAAAUAGCCAGGGCUUCAGUCAAUUAGUCUUUGCCACAGCGAGGGGGUUUUCUGACUUUGCACAGAACUGACCUGACCCGUGAGGUGAAAAGAAAUGGCUCUUUCCAAAUCUCCUAGGGUGACAAUGAAUGAUGGGAAUACCAUCCCAGUGCUGGGAUUUGGCACUUAUGCACCUAAAAGUGUUCCCAAAAGUGAAAGUGAGAUGGCCACAAAGGUGGCUAUUGAAGUGGGCUUCCGCCAUAUUGAUGGGGCUUUCCUAUACGAAAAUGAAAAAGAAGUUGGACGGGCGAUCCGAGCUAAGAUUGCAGAUGGGACAGUGACCAGAGAGGAAAUAUUCUACACGGGGAAGCUUUGGAGCACGCACCACCGCCCAGAAUUGGUCAGGCCUGCCCUGGAAGAGACCCUGAAAAACCUCCAGCUUGAUUACAUUGACCUUUAUAUUAUCCAUUGGCCCGUCUCUUUUAAGCCUGACAAAGAUAAGUUUCCAUUGGAUGAAAAUCAGAAAGUUAUCGGUGACUCUGUGGAUUUGAGUGAUACUUGGGAGGCCUUGGAGAAAUGUAAGGAUGCAGGUCUCGUGAAAUCCAUUGGAGUGUCCAACUUCAACCGCAGGCUAUUGGAGAUGAUCCUGAAUAAACCUGGGCUUAAAUAUAAACCAGUCUGCAACCAGGUGGAAUGCCAUCCUUACCUGAACCAGAGCAAAUUGUUGGAGUUCUGCAAGUCAAAUGAUAUCAUAUUGGUAGCAUAUAGUGCCUUGGGAUCCCACAGAGAGACUCAAUGGGUAGAUCAAAGCACUCCUGUUCUCCUAGAAGAUACAGUCCUGGCAGCCAUUGCUAAGAAGUACAAUCGAACCCCAGCCCAGGUCGCUCUCCGAUACCAGAUUCAGCGAGGGGUGGUAGUCUUGGCAAAGAGCUUCACUGAAAAGCGGAUCAAAGAGAACUUUCAGGUGUUUGAGUUCCAGUUGACUCCAGAAGACAUGAAAGUCAUUGAUGACCUUAACAAAGACCUUCGCUACCUGACCUUAAAUCAAUGCCAGGAAUUUCCCAACUAUCCUUUUAAUGAUGAAUACUAAUGAAGUUUUGACUCAGAAGAUUUGUGGCCUGAGAUGCUGCAGUGCUCUCAAAGGAGUAGCUUACAUUCUGUUGGUUUUUAUGGAAAUUAAAUCCAGUAUUAUGGUUAAGCCAUGCACCAUGGCUAAGCCUACACCAAGGCACAGGUUAAAGGCAAUUGUUAUAUUCUAAGCUCUGCUUUUCCUGCCCUCAAUAAGACAGACAUAAUGGUACCCAUUUACGUAACAUUUCAAAGUAUGCCAUAUAGUAGUGCAAGUAUUAUCCACUUUUUUCCAAGAGAGGUAACCUUUUCUCAGAGAGGUUGUAUCAGAGUUAGUAUCUCGCUCACAGCCCUCCUCUUUCCUCAGAUCUUACCAUUAUUUGUGGUACUUCAACAUAUAUAUUGAUAUCCCCUUCAGCAUCCUAACUACUCAAUUCCUUAGUCUCCUCAACUCUCAUGGACAACUUCUUCACUUCACCAUCUAUAUAGUAGUGUAGAUGUGCUGUCCUAGGUAUGGCAGUCCCCUUCAGUUCUCUACAAUUUCAUCCCAGCUACUUUCAUAUCCAGCAUGAAUGCAGUAAUUUCUGUAACUCUUCUGAAAUGAGAUUUGUCACUACCAAGGGGUACAGAGAAAGCCAAUCAUAAUCGUACAUACAUACAUAUACAUAUUAAGAAAACAAUCACAUGCUGUGAUUACACACAUAUAAUGAAUAGAUGAUAGUUCACUCAAAACCCAAAAGAACACUAGCCCCUAUAAGCCUUGAGGAUGACAAAUAUUCAUAUCUGAGGUAACUCCCAAGGCAAAAAUAAAUCUUUGAAUCUGGGAUUUGUCUGUAGUAAAGAAGAUGUAACUUCAAUACAUAUUAUUCUAGGCACACUCUAAUGAUUUUAAUAAUUAAUGGUCAAACAAUCUAUCAAAUAAAAAUCUAUCAUAUUAAAUCUA
Messenger RNA from Vombatus ursinus (common wombat), 2204 nucleotides. RefSeq names its product prostaglandin-E(2) 9-reductase-like. The coding region runs from base 309 to 1283 and encodes 324 amino acids. Gene Ontology annotation, biological process: steroid metabolic process. Gene Ontology annotation, cellular component: cytosol. Gene Ontology annotation, molecular function: steroid dehydrogenase activity; aldose reductase (NADPH) activity; ketosteroid monooxygenase activity. Lineage: Eukaryota; Metazoa; Chordata; Mammalia; Diprotodontia; Vombatidae. The record is from RefSeq and is a predicted model, not a curated record. The transcript has 9 exons.